CCGUGGUGGAGGACGACCACCGCCCUCGGGAGCUGGCCGUGGAGGGGGGGUACUGUCACAGAUACGCCAGGCUCCACCAUCCACUAAUCACCCACACUCUUUUGUUUCAGCAGCUCACCUUUAUGUCAGUGCAAGGAAGGACAGAGUUACGCUACCUACCUUUGAAUACCCCACGGACUCCCCCACGACGUCACGUUUGGAUAUCUACCACUUGGAACCCUGAACCCCGGCUCCUGUCUGUCUCCAGUCUCCUGAGUGUGUCGCUCCGACUCCUGGCUCCCGUCUGUCUCCAGUCUCCUGAGCUCCUGUGUAUCUCCAGUCCUCUGUGUGUGUCGCCCCAGUGCCCACACUAUUCCGCCAGUAGUAAGAUCAAGGACAGUAUCAUAUCACUCCGUAUUACUUCUGUGUUGCAAUAAACUCUCUCAGUCUCCUUACCAUUGCCUCCGGUGGUUCUGUCCGUAACAGAAGACCGGACCCCAAAAAACAAGGAUGACGGCCACAACUUCCCUACUUCACCUGGGUGAGUUGGCCAAACGAUAUCUCCUCAGCCUCCCUAGUCCCUUUAUUGCGGUGGACGAGUUUCUACAGUCAGGGAUUUUCUCCGGUAGAGUGGAACAUUGCGAAGAGUUCCUCACGAAGUGCUGCCUCGCGUUCCUGUUACACCCUGAUCAGUUCCCGUCUGAGCGGACACAGGUAGCCUUCGUGGUGCUUCGGCUAGCCGGUCCGGCACUGCACUGGGCUGGAUCCCUGGCGGUUAAGGAAGAGGCAGUUCUCCAUUCUCUGGACCUCUUCCUGGCGAGAUUCUGCCAGGAGUUUGGCCCGCCGAACCUAUGGUCAUCCACGAAUCCCCAACCUGUCUGCCAGCCGCCGCCGCCUGCUUCCAGCCCUGAGACUCAGCCGCCGCCGCCGCCUGCCUCCAGCCCUGAGACUCAGCCGCCGCCGCCGCCGCCUGCCUCCAGCCCUGAGGCCCAAGCUCCUGGUCGUCCGCCCGAGGUCGCGUCCGUCUCCAGCCCGGCCCAAGCUCCUGGUCGUCUCCCCGAGUCCGCGACGGCCUCCCGCCGUCUCCAAACUCCUGGUCGUCCGCCCGAGUCCGCGACGGCCUCCCGCCGUCUCCAAGCUCCUGGUCGUCCGCCCGAGUCCGCGACGGCCUCCCGCCGUCUCCAAGCUCCUGGUCGUCCGCCCGAGUCCGCGACGGCCUCCCGCCGUCUCCAAGCUCCUGGUCGUCCGCCCGAGGUCGCGUCUGUCUCCAGCCCGGCCCAAGCUCCUGGUCGGCCGCCCUGUGUGACCAGCUCAACCCUUCUCCAGGCUCCAGGUCGGCCACCCGACACACCGGACUCCGAUCAGCUCCCCGGAUCGGCUUGGCCCCUAGGGACAGGCCGCAGUGUCGGGGGAAAGAGGGGGGUCUUUUCGGCCCUUGGGAGCUGGCCGUGGAGGGGGGGGGUACUGUCACAGUCUGUCUUGUUCUCUCCCCGUCACUUCGCACUUCAGGCUCCCCUUCACUCUGCACUCCCUCACCUGAGUAUUAAUUCCCAGCACCUGUCACCCAUCGCACACCUGCACAUAAUCAGCCACUCUACUCCCUAUAUAACCCAGCUCCUCACCUCAGUCAGUGUCCGGUCUUGUUCAUAGGAAGGACAGAGUUACGCUACCUACCUUUGAAUACCCCACGGACUCCCCCACGACGUCACGUUUGGAUAUCUACCACUUGGAACCCUGAACCCCGGCUCCUGUCUGUCUCCAGUCUCCUGAGCUCCUGUGUAUCUCCAGUCCUCUGUGUGUAUCGCCCCAGUGCCCACACUAUUCCGCCAGUAGUAAGAUCAAGGACAGUAUCAUAUCACUCCGUAUUACUUCUGUGUUGCAAUAAACUCUCUCAGUCUCCUUACCAUUGCCUCCGGUGGUUCUGUCCGUAACAACGUGAUAGUGAGCUGCUGUAACAAAAGAGUUUCCCCUCGGGGAUCAAUAAAAUAUUUCUGAUUCUGAUAAUAAGACUGAAAGUGGUAAAGUCACUUGUAAUGUGCUGUAUCUGCUUUAGGAUAAGCAUGAAUAUUUUGCUCAAACUAAAACAUUUUUAACUCAUGUAGAUGUGUCUACACUCUGUUCAUAUCAACUCCCGUCUUUCCAUUGACUAUAUACAAUCAUGCUGCAUUCGAAAUUUCCUUUGUGUUCAAUCUGAACACACUUUUAGUCUGAGAGGCUUGGUGCAACAAGAAAAAUAAUGUCAAGUCUAUGAUUUUGUACAAUUGGACAUUGACUUAGGAAGCCUAAGAGAAGAUGGUAUCACUGUGAAUGGCAUCAGAAUAAACAGUUUUAGCUGUCAUGGCUAUGUUGCUGCUCCCAUCCUCCCAAUGAAGUGGUGUGCAUCUGGCAAGAAUAAUGUGUAAUUUGUUCUUAUAGACAGCAGAAUAGGGAACCGUCCAGCAGUUCAGUGUG
Siniperca chuatsi (mandarin fish) is the source of this 2430-nucleotide messenger RNA. RefSeq names its product formin-like protein 5. The transcript is spliced from 2 exons. Bases 490 to 1629 code for a protein of 379 amino acids. Lineage: Eukaryota; Metazoa; Chordata; Actinopteri; Centrarchiformes; Sinipercidae. The record is from RefSeq and is a predicted model, not a curated record.